AAAGAGGUAAUAUUGGAGGGAAAACUUCGUUUUGCUUUCUAUAUAUUAAAAAAAAGUCAAACUGAAAGAUGAAUGCUUCUUCGCUCAUAAAUAUAAAAAUCUCCGAGGACACCGUUUCUGAACAAGAGAAAACCAUGAAAACAUCGCGAAUGACGCUGAAAGAUGUGCAAAACGUUGUUAGUAUUCUCAAGGAGAACGUUUGCCCAGGAAAACAACUUGCCCAUGUUGCUGCUAAAGAUUUACCAAUGACUUCUAUAAAGUCGGCCCUUAAGGGUGCAGAGCCAACAGAAUCGAAGCGCUGUAAAAUGCUAGAACAGCAUUCUAAAGCGACGCAGACUACAUUCGAACAAGAACAUAAUCUUACCGCUAAAAAGCCUACCGAAGGCUACUGGGAAAAAGUGGCCGAAAAGCGGCGAGUAGCGCUAGCAGAGUCCUUGGAUGAGAACGCAAAAUUGCAUAUGGAAAUAGAAACGCUGAAGGAGACGCUAUCAACCUCAGAAACUUUGACCUCAUAUCUACAGGGCCUUGUGGAAACGAUGACUGAAAUGUUAAACGAGAACGAUGCCAAAACCUCCAAUCCCAAUCCAGAAAAUGAUAGUGGAAUCGCUCAUUCUUUACUUGCUGAUGGCAAUGAUGAUUAG
Messenger RNA from Anopheles nili, 641 nucleotides. Its product is annotated as geminin-like. Gene Ontology annotation, biological process: negative regulation of DNA replication; negative regulation of cell cycle. The transcript is spliced from 3 exons. The record is from RefSeq and is a predicted model, not a curated record. Lineage: Eukaryota; Metazoa; Arthropoda; Insecta; Diptera; Culicidae. Gene Ontology annotation, cellular component: nucleus. The coding region runs from base 69 to 641 and encodes 190 amino acids.